Messenger RNA from Salvia miltiorrhiza (redroot sage), 1261 nucleotides. RefSeq names its product WAT1-related protein At1g43650-like. Gene Ontology annotation, molecular function: transmembrane transporter activity. The transcript is spliced from 6 exons. The record is from RefSeq and is a predicted model, not a curated record. Lineage: Eukaryota; Viridiplantae; Streptophyta; Magnoliopsida; Lamiales; Lamiaceae. The coding region runs from base 53 to 1132 and encodes 359 amino acids. Gene Ontology annotation, cellular component: plasma membrane.
UAUAUAAACUGCAAACAGAAAGAAAAAAAAAAAAAAGGAGAAUAGUAAAAGCAUGGAGAAAGAGAAGGCGUAUAUUGCAGUGAUAGUAUUGGAGUGCGGCUAUGCAGGCAUGAUGGUGUUAUCUAAGGCAGCUAUGUCUGCAGGGAUGAAGCCUUCUGUCUUCGUCGCCUAUCGACAGGCAUUCGCCUUCUUCUCUUUGCUCCCCUUCGCAUUCUUCUUCUUCACCAGCAAGGGGUCUCCUCCUCUUACAUGGAGUGGGUUAUGCAAGAUUUUCUUUGUUUCUUCAUUUGGAUUGGCGUUAAGUUUCAAUCUGUGUAUCGCAGGAUUGGAGUAUAUUUCGGCAACAUUUAGUACAGCUACUUUUUGCAUUGUUCCUGCUUUGGUCUUUAUCAUGGCUGUCUGUUUAAGAGAAAGUAUUUUCUAUGAAAAAUCUAGGAUUGAAAGCCUAGAGAUAAGGAAGUGGCAUGGAGUAGCUAAGGUAUUGGGAAGCAUAAUUAGCGUGUCCGGAACCAUGGCAUUGACCUUCUACAAAGGCCACGCUCUCUACCACACUUCAACUUCAACAACCCACCACCCUUUUGACGAUCAGCCUCACUCAAAACACCAGUGGAUCAAGGGUGCUCUCCUCUCCAUCGCCGCCCAAUUCUUGUACGCGAUGUGGCUCAUUAUGCAGGCUCCACUCCUCAAACAAUAUCCGGGCAAAUUCAGGCUCACUAUUAUACAGUGUGGCUUCAGCUGCCUCUCGACAACGAUCUACGCUGUGGCGAUGGAGAGGCAUCCAUCCGCGUGGAGGCUACGAUGGGAUAUUAAUCUCUUAUCGGUCGCUUAUUCUGGUGUGAUAGUAACAGGAAUGAGUAUUUGGUUGCAAGCUUGGGUUAUAGAGAAGAAAGGUCCUGUUUUUGCUGCCAUUUUCGACCCGUUGGGGCUCCUUAUUGCGGCCAUCUUAUCAGCUAUUUUCCUCAACGAAACUCUUCACUGGGGGAGUGUUUUGGGCUGUGGGUUGAUUGUGGCUGGACUCUAUUAUUUCUUGUGGGGCAGAAAUCAAGAAGCUCAUAUUAAAGCCCAACAAAAUUUGGAGAAUAUCCACAUUGAGACUACCGCGCCAAUAUCACUUGAUGGAAAAAGCCCAUGACCAUAUUUAUUUGAUUUCAUUUUCUUUCUUGUAAUAGUUCGUCUGUCAGUGCCAUGUACGAAGAACCAUCGCAAUUGAAUGAUAUGUUAAUCAAAUAAAUAUAAAAGUUUCAGAAAAUCAAAAAAUAAA